Molecule: messenger RNA, 2461 nt
Organism: Patella vulgata (common limpet)
Lineage: Eukaryota; Metazoa; Mollusca; Gastropoda; Patellidae
Product: serine/threonine-protein kinase RIO1
Exons: 15
Coding region: 113-1738 (541 amino acids)
Biological process (GO): maturation of SSU-rRNA
Cellular component (GO): cytosol; preribosome, small subunit precursor
Molecular function (GO): protein serine/threonine kinase activity; ATP binding
Source: RefSeq, a predicted model, not a curated record
UCUCACUUCCGAUAGCUGAAGAUGGCCUCGUGGUUGAGCAAUGCUGGUCGUGUAAAAGGGAAUUUUUCAUCUUUUUUGGGUGGUUGAUUGUUCCGUAAAUACAAGGACAACUAUGGAGUUUGUUGAUGGCCAAUUUGACGACGCUGAUCCAGCUAGCCUACAAAAUGGAACAACCAAUGUGGAGCAGAAUUUGAAGAAUACGACAGACAGAAAUGAGGUUGAAUAUCAAGAUGAUGAUUAUGAUAGCAGUAGUGAUGAAUGGGAAGCUGAUUGGUCAAAUGAGUCCUAUGACUUCACGCGAAAACAUAAAACAUGUAAUCUCAGUUCUAAUCAGAAUAACCGACCAAAUCACCAGACAAAACAGAAGAGCAGUUAUCAACCACCAGAAAAGGCGCUCAGUAAAUUUGUCCAUAAAAUAAAUGUUGAUAAAUACAAUGGACCUAAAAUGUCAACAUCUGCUGCUAAUUCUCUGGCUGUUUCUGGCAGGAAGAUGGAAUCUGACAGAUUUCGUGGUAAAGACAAGGCUGAUCGAGCUACUGCUGAACAAGUGAUGGAUCCUAAAACUCGUAUGAUUUUAUUUAAGUUAUUGAGUAAAGGUGUAAUUUCUGAAAUAAAUGGAUGUAUCAGUACUGGGAAAGAAGCCAAUGUUUAUCAUGCUACCAGUAAAACAGAAGUUGACCGAGCUGUCAAGGUAUAUAAAACGUCCAUUCUACAUUUUAAAGAUAGAGAUCGUUAUGUAUCUGGUGAAUUCAGAUUUCGUCAUGGUUACUGUAAACACAAUCCACGUAAAAUGGUACGUACCUGGGCUGAGAAAGAAAUGAGGAAUUUAAUCAGAAUACAUCAAUCAGGUAUUUUAUGUCCAGAACCUAUUUUAUUACGUAGUCAUGUUCUAGUCAUGGAGUUUAUUGGUCAAGAUGGCUGGCCAGCACCACUGUUAAAAGAUGCCGAGAUCAGUGAAUCUAAAGCUAGAGAAUUGUAUCUUAAUAUUCUACAUAUGAUGAGAACUCUUUAUCAUGAUUGUCGACUAAUACAUGCAGAUCUCAGUGAAUUUAAUUUAUUAUAUCAUCAAGGUACAGUUUAUGUAAUAGAUGUAUCACAAUCGGUAGAACAUGAUCAUCCACAUGCUCUAGAAUUUCUACGUAAAGAUUGUACAAAUAUCACUGAGUAUUUCAAGAAGUUGGGUGUUUCUACCAUGACAGUUAAAGAACUGUUUGAUUUUAUAACAGAUGUUUCCAUAACUAUAGAUAAUAUUGAUGAUUAUUUGGAGAAAGCAAUGACAACAUCAUCUAAUCGUAAUAUCGAUGACAUAACAGCCCAAGAAAAAAUAGACGAAGAGGUUUUUAAAAAGUCUUUUAUUCCAAGGACAUUAGAAGAUGUACUCCAUUUUGAGAGGGAUUAUGAGAAAGUUGUUGGUGGACAGGGAGAUAAUAUACUUUACCAGAAAUUAACAGGACUAAAUAUUAAUAACCAAUGUGAUGACCAGACGUCCAUAGCAUCAGAAUCUGUGAUAGACUCUACCCUCCAGUCUGAUUCUGACAGUUUGGAUGAUUCGUCUUCAGAUGACGACAAUGAUGAAGGAAAGAAGAAAAAACAGCAUUUCCGUCCACGGGAUGAAUCACCAAAUGCCAGACGGGAAAGGAAGAAGGCAAUUAAAGAAGAAAGGCGGGAGAAAAGAAAAGAAAAAACUCCUAAACAUGUUAAGAAACGCAGAGAUAAAUUUGGAAAAGGGAAAAAGUGAAUAGCUGAGACAUUCGUUUUGAUCUCCCAAAAAUCUUGAAAUAUCUAGUUGUUAAAGACAAUAUGUUGAUUGAACAUAGACAGAGUGGGAUGUGGUGUUCCCUGUUGAUCUGUGGAUAUAUGAAUACCAGUGGCAUCCAUUUCCAAGUGUUUUGUCGGUCACAGGACUGGUUUAACUUUCACUGCUGAAUGAGACUAUUAAGACAGGGCCGAGCGUUAAGCUAUAAACAUUUUCAAUUUGGUCCUAAUUCGGCUUUCCUGACCUCUGUUUUGGUGGGUCAUACCUAUUUGAUAGAAUAUGGCCCUCUUGAAAACAUCUGAUAGAAAACCGUUGAAACAGAUAAGUCUAUUUUGAGAAUGUUAUAAGAAUAUAUAAUUGUUUUGUUACGUUUCCAUAUUUUGUAUAAAUAUUGUUAUUGUAUAUUUAAAGCCUGAACUUUUUAUUUCAAAAUUAGAAGAAAAAAUCUUGCGUUGCAGCUCAAAAAUUAAAAUUUUCGCCCCUAAAUUUGGCUGUCUGAAUGCAUAUUUAGUUACUGAUCCUAACACCGAAAAUUGGCCAUUUCACUUAUUGGACAUUUACCCUCUGAGUCUAACAAUAUUUCUUAGGUCAAUCUCGCUUGCAAAUACUAGGUACCUACUCGAGUAGUCAAGCCAUUUUUCUUUUCGUUUGCAGUUGGCUAAUCGAAAAAAAACAAAAAAAACAGCUUUUUGAUGAAAAGAAGAA